AUGGACUCACAACUCCAUGGGGUUCAUUCCUUCACUACACUGUUACAAGAGGGAGAAGAAAGCUACAAUGACUAUCUCCCAUCUUUGAAUGACUUAGAGUCACAAUAUACUCCAUCCAAUCCAGAAGAUGGGAGUAGUAGAACAACUAAAUCUAGAAAAGGAAAUUUUAGCACAGAAGAGGACAACUUGCUAGUUUUAGCUUGGCUGAAUACUAGUAUGGACCCAAUCAAUAGGGUUGAUCAAUCAAAAUAUUCAUUUUGGUAUAGAGUUCAUGAAUAUUAUGAGAAAAACAAAAAAUUUAUAUCUUCUGAACGUAGUUCAUGCUCUAUUAGAAAUAGAUGGUCUACUAUCCAACUUGCUAAUAAGUUUUGUGGGGCCUUAGCUCAAAUUGAAAGAAGGUCUCCAAGCAGGGCUAAUGAGCAAGAUAAGAUUGAGAAAGCCAAAGAGUUCUACCGAAGUAUCCAUCCCACUUCAUUCAACUUUCUUCAUUGUUGGACUAUUCUGCGACACCAUCCAAAAUGGAAAGAAUCUGUGGAUGAGGGUAGCAGUAUGAAAGCUAAAAGAAGAUCAAUAAUUCGAGAUGGUCAUGCACCAGAGUUCAUAGAUGAAGAUACUGCAGCACCAUCUUUAGAUGAGAAUUUAGAGAGACCAAUUGGAAAGAAGGCUGCAAAGAAGCGAAAGAGGCAAGGGGAUAACUCUUCCAAUCUUACUGAUUUGGUGAUUGAAAUGAAAGGGGAGAGAAUCAACUCUAAUGCUGAGAAGGGAGAAAUUAGGAAAGAGUAUGCCCGCAUUGCAAAAGAAAGGCUUGAAUUGGAUAAACAGAAAGAAGAUAAUGAAAUCAUGAGGAGGGAGUUAGAAAUUAUGAGAGUAGAUGUAUCAACUUUAUCUCCAACGCAACAAGAGUAUUUUCGUACCCUCUAA
Molecule: messenger RNA, 921 nt
Organism: Humulus lupulus (European hop)
Lineage: Eukaryota; Viridiplantae; Streptophyta; Magnoliopsida; Rosales; Cannabaceae
Product: glutathione S-transferase T3-like
Exons: 2
Coding region: 1-921 (306 amino acids)
Source: RefSeq, a predicted model, not a curated record